Molecule: messenger RNA, 2819 nt
Organism: Hymenoscyphus albidus
Lineage: Eukaryota; Fungi; Ascomycota; Leotiomycetes; Helotiales; Helotiaceae
Source: the annotation of a GenBank genome assembly
CCCUAUUGCCAGUCUCAACCGAACCACAACCACAUUCUUCGGCUGAGCUCAUGUGGGAAUAACCUCACCCUUUCUCAUGGUGGUCCAUCACAGUGAACAGCUUGAUGGUGAGCGGUGCAGCUACGACAGCGGCACCGCCAAACAGACUUUUGGUCAUUGCGGUGCCAAAGACGUUGAAGGCGUUCCUUAGCAGCUUAGGGUGAAUUGCCAGAAAACAGGGUUCCUUACUCAGGCGACGCUAAGAGCCCCCCCCCCGGUUACAGCAAUUUGCUCUUGGGAUGUGCUCCACCUCCACCUCCAAACCUCUCCUCUCCUUUUUUCUCGACGUCCACCCAUUCUGGAGGAAUAGGUUUUAUCACGACGACACUCAGUUUGACGGUUUGGUUCUUGUGCUAUCUGCUGCCUGGAAUACCUCGCUCUCUUGUCUCUCCUUCCUCUCGUCCCCCGCACCCGUCGCACCUUCCUCCUCCUCCAUCGAGCUCCAACCUCGACCUCGGCGCCCACCCCCCAAUUCUCCAGAUCGAUCUACACCCACAACCGCCUCACACCUCCGCCAGAAUGUCCGCGAGUGCGCAGAGCCAGCAGGGCAAUUUGGACCGAUACGUGGUAAUCCACGUCGCGACUACCUGCGAUGAGCAUGGAGUCUAUGUGACCAAGGAUUCUGCAGAAGUCAUAGAGUUGGGAUGGAUCCUUCUGGACGCAAAGAGCUGCGAGGAGGUGAGCUUCCCCUGAGACUGCUCCGCGGCCAAUUACCCUUCGAGAAGCUCUAGCUAAUGGUCCUCCAGCUUCACCGUGAAAGCGUGCUCGUCAAGCCGAUCAACACCCCGAUCACUCCUCUCUGCAGUAAGUGCCAGACCGCACACCAGUAGAAUGCCAAUAUAGCGAAUUGAGAUCGGGCAUACUGGCCGGCGGGUUUUGUGGAGCUUCAUCGCUGACAUUCACUGCUUCUAGCCAGCUUGACAACUCUCACUUGGGAACACGUCCGCAAUGUGGGCACCUUCCGCGAUGCAAUUAACCGCUUCGAUGCAUUCGCGUCGGAAUAUCUGACCUCGCAGAACCUCGACUUCUCCUUUGUCACUCUCGACUCUUGGGACCUGCGAGUCCAGCUUCCCCGAGAAGCUCGCGAUAAGGCAGUUGUGCUCCCACCCUACCUCCAACACUCCCGAACCUUCGAUCUGAGAACCGAAUACCAGCGUUGGCAACAACACCACCCGGAAUCCCUGCCCUUUGGAGCUUCGAUGUUGUCAAACAUUUGUGCUGCUCUCGAGGUGGAGCCAGUUCAAGCGAGCGCACCAAUCAAACACAACUUGCCAUUUCAUUUGCAGGCACUUGCACCAGCAUCACCUAGACGAGCUAUGGAAGAAGCGGUGACACUGGCAAGAGUCCUCCGUGGAUUGAUUCGAAAGUCACAACCUCCCCAUGAGCAUCCGGAUGUUCUUACCAGGCCAAUGGAUGCUCGAGCUGAUGUUCGAGCAUUCCUGUCGGAGCGUAGCAAGGUACUACACAUGGCUGGUCUUCCCCAUGAUACAACUCAAUCCGAGCUUGAAAGUUGGUUUACUCAAUUUGGUGGCCGACCAAUUGCUUUCUGGACCUUGCGUACUCCGGAUCAACAUAAACCUACUGGCUCUGGUUUCGCGGUGUUCUCAUCACAUGAAGAGGUUAGCAAUUCAUCCCCUACCCAUCUUAAACUCUACUGCCGAGCCUGUGAUUUCUAUUUGAACAUUGUCGAGGCAGAAUAUGAGUACAUUCUUAUUCUUUAUGAAAAACUCAUGUCCUUUCCUCUGCCUGCGCUCAUCAAGUUUUUCAAUUUUCGAGGCCAUUGUCUAACACCCUACCAGGCUGCUGAGAGCUUAUGCAUGAACGGACGCGCAUUGAACGAAAAGGCAAUUGAGGUCUCUCCUUCCUCGAGCCGGGUCUUGGAUAGAGCUGCCGAAAUUCUUACUCCUUUCCCACCCAGCAAGAACCGACCUCGCCCAGGAGAUUGGACCUGCCCAUCAUGUGGUUUUUCUAACUUCCAACGUCGUACAGCAUGUUUCCGCUGUUCUUUCCCCGCUAUGAGCGCUGGGCCAAGUGGAGAUGCUAUGGGAGGCUAUGGUGGUGGUGGUUAUGGCUACGGUCCUCCAGCAAUGAUGCCACCUCCUCAGCACAUAGGUCAUCACGGUGGAAUGGGUGGCAGUCACGGAGGUGGUCGUAUGGGAGGCGGUGGUGGAGUAGUUCCUUUCCGAGCUGGUGACUGGAAGUGUGGAUCAGAAGGUUGUGGUUACCACAAUUUUGCGAAGAACGUUAGCUGUUUGCGAUGUGGCGCUAGCCGAGCAGGCGCAGCGGUUGUUGCCGAUUCUGGAUAUCCUUCCCCUAUGGAUCCUCCUUCGAACUAUGGUAUGGGCCCUGGUUCAAUGGCUGGUACACCCGGUCCAGGCCCAUUCUCUUCGGCAGCUGGUGGUUUCGGAUCCGGCGGUGGAUAUGGCGGUCAACAUUUUGCUGGUCCCCCAAGCACUUACGCUCUUCCUUCCGGCCUCGGUGCUUCUACUGGUCCAUACCCAUCUGUCAACACUCACUUUGGUGGUCCUUCUGGAAGUGCUCAUUCGGCUGGCCCUUUUGAUAGCCGUGCUGCCGAAGCCGCCUUCCAAUCCGCAAGCAAUGGACCAGCAUCUGCUGGUGGUGCCGGUGCAUCAAACCAAUUUUAUGGAAACAACCAGGGUGAAAGUGACCCAUUCGCUUUCCUCUCAACCGGCCUCGGUAACCUGUCCAUGAGCAGCGGUGAUGCCCGUCAAAAUGGCGGCUCAGCUCAGCUUAGUGCUCCAAGCAAGUCUCCUGCUUAG